AUGUCUCGACGGGCACCAAACCCAGCGGCCGAGCGGGCAGCGCAAAACCAGGCAACGAUCAAGAGCCUUCUGAAGUUGGAAGCCAACAAGGUCUGCGCCGAUUGCAAGAGGAACAAGCAUCCGCGAUGGGCUAGCUGGAACCUCGGCGUCUUUGUCUGCAUCCGAUGCUCGGGCAUCCAUCGAGGCAUGGGCACCCACAUCAGCAGGGUCAAAUCCGUCGACCUCGACUCCUGGACCGACGAGCAGCUCCAGAGCAUCCUGAGUUGGGGAAAUGCCCGUGCCAACAAGUACUGGGAGGCCAAGCUCGCCGUCGGCCACACGCCGUCCGACGCCAAGAUUGAAAACUUUAUCCGAACGAAAUAUGAGCUGAAGCGUUGGGUCAUGGACGGGCCGAUUCCUGACCCGUCCACGCUGGACGCGGAAGGCGAUGACGACGUGCCGCUCAGCCUGGUCAAGGAGAAGCAAGUGAUAGAGAGGAAGGAGUCGAUUCGGAAGGCAUCGAUUGGACAGUCAAGCGCUCCCGCAAGCAUGCCUGCGCCCGAGGGUGACCUGAUUGGCGGAAGCGACGGCGUCUCCUCCCAGUCAGGCAUCGCAGGCCUUGCACCCAGGAUUCCGCCCAAGGCCGAAGCUGCGGCGCCGAAGACGACCAACCCGAAGGAUUCGUUGCUCGGCCUGGACCUCCUGGGGGGGGUGUCGGCUCCUCCGCGGCCGUCGAGCACCCCUGGAGGCGCCUUUCCCACGGGACAGUCCCGGCCUGACCUGAAGCAGUCCAUCCUGUCCCUGUACGCUUCCGUGCCCAAGUCACAGCCUCAUACGCAGCAGGUGUUGCCUCAGCAGUCGUCGAUGGGUGGCUUGGCGUCGCCGACGCUGAACCAGCAGCCGCGAGGCUCCGUCGGCGGCUUCAACGAUGCCUUUGGCAAUCUGAGCAUGUCUGGGUCGAGCACCCUCGCGGCCGCGCCAGACCCUUUUGCGAGCCUUGGUGGCCAUUCCUCGAGCAGCAGGUCCACGCCGAUGACGUCGAGCAACAGCACCUUUGGCGGCCUGGCCGGAGGCGGCUUCUUCGACUCGAAGCCAGCUCCGCCGCCAGCGGCAUCGCACCAGCAGAAGCCGUCGAACUCCGGCCUUGCCGGCUUCAGCUCGUUCUCUUCCCCUCCGCCCUCACAACAGCCGGCGGUGCCACCCAAGCCUGGGCAGCCGUCGUCCGCCAUGGGCGACUUGUUCGACCUGUCCGCUCCCGUCGCGCAGACGUCGGCACCGCCCCCGGUCAACGCUGUUCCUUCGACCAACUCGGCGUUUAACCUAUCGAGCCACCAGCAGAAGCCCGUCGCACACCCGGCGGCCGCCGCGGCCAGCUCGAACGUACUUUCAGGCGGUGGCAUCUCCGGCAUGGACGCCUGGGGCGCCAACGAGUGGGGCAGUCCGGAGACAAGUAACGCAACGACGGCGAAGAACCCCGAGCCGACCAAGCGUACCAGCGCUUCGGACAGCAUGGGCUGGGGAAGUGGGGGGUCUUUUGCCAGCACGCCUAUCGUUCCCGGGUCUGGCGGCGGCUUCAACGCGGCGCCCAAGGUGUCCGCGGACGAGGAGUUUGGCGGUUGGGCCGCCGGUUCGGCUCCUUCCAACACAGGCAACCCGCCGGCGGCCAAGGGGUCUGCAGGAUUUGGAGGGGAUGAGGACCUCUUCUCCAACGUCUGGCAGUAG
Drechmeria coniospora is the source of this 1701-nucleotide messenger RNA. Its product is annotated as stromal membrane-associated protein. Gene Ontology annotation, biological process: endoplasmic reticulum to Golgi vesicle-mediated transport; endocytosis; intra-Golgi vesicle-mediated transport. The transcript has 2 exons. Gene Ontology annotation, cellular component: Golgi apparatus. The record is from RefSeq and is a predicted model, not a curated record. Gene Ontology annotation, molecular function: GTPase activator activity; metal ion binding. Lineage: Eukaryota; Fungi; Ascomycota; Sordariomycetes; Hypocreales; Ophiocordycipitaceae. Bases 1 to 1701 code for a protein of 566 amino acids.